Fusarium poae is the source of this 1407-nucleotide messenger RNA. RefSeq lists its product as uncharacterized. The transcript is spliced from 2 exons. Gene Ontology annotation, molecular function: oxidoreductase activity. The record is from RefSeq and is a predicted model, not a curated record. Bases 1 to 1407 code for a protein of 468 amino acids. Lineage: Eukaryota; Fungi; Ascomycota; Sordariomycetes; Hypocreales; Nectriaceae.
AUGGAAAGAAUUAAUACUUACAAUAGGGUCGGCCUCCGAUCCAAAUGCUCAGCGCAAGUCAUAGUCGUCGGUGCCAGCAUUAGCGGUCUUCAAGCCGCCUAUGAUCUCCAACAAGAAGGCGUCUCAUGUGUUGUGCUUGAAGCUCGAGGCAAAACCGGAAGUAACUUUCAAAACAGAGCUCGAGCUACAAAAUACUCAAAGGCCUGGGUCAGUCCUGACCAACAUCCACAGACAUGGAAGCUGGUGCACCAUCUUGGCCUUGAGAUGACCGAGGAAACACGAGGCAAGAGUAUAAUGUGCGGCUUUGGAGUCUAUGAUCAUGAUGACAUCCCUUUUAUCAAUGAAGCCGACCGUUGCUCUUAUACAUUCAUCCUUGAGAGCAUGGAAAUACUCACACAAAGACUCAAUCGCACUAAACUCGCUCAAAUCAUGUCAGAGUGGCCUGGGGGUGUCUUGAUGACUUUUCAAGAUUUUAUUACAGCUCAUGCCCCUACUCCUGCUGUUCAGAAAUUAGCAGAUGCAUGGACGACCAAGCUCUUUGGACUUGCAGCUACUGACGUUCCAGCUCUCGACUUUUUACUUGCAUGCAGAAGAGUUGGAGGCUUUCUAAAUGCCAUAGGUGAAUUGGACGGUAGAACCACUCAUACUAGAGUCCGAACACUUCAAAGUCUGAAAGAAGCCAUGGCACAACGUCUGCGACAUGGUUCAAUUUUGGCCUCACAGAGAGUUGUUCACAUCGAUCAAAAGUCUGACUCCAAGUGUGUCUUGACUACGGGCACUGGAGAUACCUUUGAAUGUCUCAAAGUCAUCUUGUCUGCCCCGCUGUCUUCCUAUACGCAUCUCGACUUCAACCCUGCUAUUGAAUACUCUAAGCUGUGGAUGCAGGAGUCUAAACCGUCAGGAUUCUGCAUCCAAACUGCGUUGAUCUACAACGAGCCAUGGUGGAGGACGAAAGGGCUCAGCGGAUAUUCUCAGAGCACAAAAGGUCCGAUCUUGGAAACCUACGAUACUUCAAAUGAUGAAUCCGGAGUGUAUGCUCUCACGUGUGUUGUUGCAGGCGAGUCAGGUCGCGAACUGUGGAACAAGGACCUAAUCGAUCGAAGAGAAACGAUAUUGGCACAUUUGAGAGAUAUGUUUUCCAUGUACACAGCGAUUCCGAGCCCUGUACUGAGAAUCGAGCCGAAAGACACAGUCUGGACUCGAUUAGCUUCCUCUACUCCAGGACUUGGAAAGUUCAAAGGUGAUGAUGGUUGGCAGGUGAAAGGCAAAGUUCAUUUUGCAGUUCCUGAAGCAGACUGUAUGCGAAAACCACAACUGGAGAUGGCUUUAAAAUCGGGGAGCAGAGUUGCGGGAGAGGUUUCUGCUGCUAUGAUGCCUACAGGAGACAUGAUACUUUCCAAGUUGUGA